Phytophthora nicotianae INRA-310 is the source of this 705-nucleotide messenger RNA. RefSeq lists its product as hypothetical. The coding region runs from base 1 to 705 and encodes 234 amino acids. NCBI's taxonomy places the organism in Eukaryota, Oomycota, Peronosporomycetes, Peronosporales, Peronosporaceae. The record is from RefSeq and is a predicted model, not a curated record. The transcript has a single exon.
AUGAAGUUCUACGUUGUCGCCCUAUUGGUGGUUGUCAUGGUUUUUGUAAGUUCUGACACCGUCUCCGCUGCGAGGGAGUUGAAGUUGAAGCUGGCUGAUGUCCCUUUCCGCGUGUUCGAGAACACCUCAAGCAAGAGGCUUCUCAGAACUUAUCAUUCCGGUGAGGAAGAGAGGGGGAUUUCGGUGAAUAUCCCUGGCCUGGAGAAGCUCUCAAAAGCAUUUACGUCAAGCAAGACCAAGGAGCUUCAGGGAUUGCUUACGGCCGACGAUUCGCUUGGGAAUGCCUUCAAAACACUACAGCUCAGUAAAAUGCCGAUUGGUAAGGAUGGUUUUAUCGAGACGGAAAUGGUGGUUAAGUUUUUAUCCAGCCGCAACUUUAAGGUUUGGUCUCACCAUGCCGCCAAGCUGAACAAGGAGGACUCGUACGGCGCCAUGAUUACAGCACUCACGAAUGUCUUCGGCGAUAAAAAUGUGGUGAUAAUGGUCCUACUGGGGAAGCAUUCGAGGAGCUCAAGCGGUGUCUCCAAGAAGUUGGAGACAGCGCUACUCAACAAGUGGUACACCGUCGACAAGUACAGAAUAGCCGAUGAUAUGGUUGCGAAGGUGUUGGGAGUGAAGAGAAAUAGGAUUCAUGAGUACCCUCGGGAGAAGUUCAUUUGGGGAGAUUAUUCAAAGUACAUCACGAACAGAGUCAUGAACUAUUAG